Molecule: messenger RNA, 633 nt
Organism: Cornus florida
Lineage: Eukaryota; Viridiplantae; Streptophyta; Magnoliopsida; Cornales; Cornaceae
Exons: 1
Coding region: 1-633 (210 amino acids)
Source: RefSeq, a predicted model, not a curated record
AUGACCUUGUUGCUGCCAAGCUUAAACCAUCUUCCCCCUCCUGGUUCAGGUAUUGAUUCAUUCACUUGUAGGCCAUCACUAAAUGGCAAAUAUUCUCUUAAGCAUACAAUUGAAGCUUUAGCCAGUCCCACACCUCCAGCCCCAUGGUACCAACUUGUUUGGAAUUCUUUAUCAAUCCCUCGACAUUGGGUCAUCCUUUGGUUGGCAGUUCUCAACAAGCUACCCACACUUGACAGUAACUCCAUGGCCUACAAGCACAUCCCAAAUCACUGCACACUGUGCCUUUCCUCUGGAGAAUCACUGAAUCACAUUUUUUUCUCCUGCUCAUUUACUGCUCCAAUUUGGUCCUAUUUGCAAAAUGCAUGCAGCUUCUACACAAGAUCACAGUGGAUUGACUUCAUUUUUUGGGCUUCACGUCACUGGUCAUCCAAAAGCAUUGCAAAUGCCAUAAACAAAUUGGCACUUUCAACAUCCAUUUAUCACAUCUGGGCAGAAAGGAACUCAAGGAUUUUCAAGGAUAUUUCAAGUUCUCAGAACUCUAUCUUGUUCAAAAUUACUACCUCCAUCAGAGAACGGCUCCUGCCUCUGUCAUUCAAGGAUGGUGUGGCUGCUCAGCGUGUCCGUCAUGUUUAG